CAUUUGAGCUAUUCGCAUUUAGUGUGAGUUCGUCGAGUCCAAUACACGCAUCAUGAGCAACAAUCCAAUAAGCGAGUCCAAACUGCAGGAAUACUACGAGGUGGCGCUAGAUCUCGUCAAGAAAUGUGGUCCACUGUUAAUGGAAGGUUACUCCAAGCCGAAGACCGACUAUGUGGUCAAAGCGGAUUUCUACGAUUUGGUCACAGUGUAUGACAAACAGAUUGAGGACACUCUAAUUGAGGGACUGCAAAAAGCUUUUCCAGAGUCGCUAAUCAUUGGCGAGGAAGAAUCUGCAGCAGCGCAUCGUCAGGCGGAGUUGACAGAUGCUCCCACUUGGAUCAUUGAUCCCAUUGAUGGCACCACGAAUUUUAUUCAUCGCAUUCCACAUUGCUGCAUCUCCGUUGGAUUGGCCAUUAACAAAGAACUCGUUGUUGGCAUCAUUUACAAUCCGCCGGCUAAUGAAUUGUUCUCAGCGUGGAAGGGACACGGUGCCUACUUGAAUGGAAAUCCCAUUCACACCUCCAAAGUAACCAAGAUCAGCCAAGCGGUUGUUGCCUAUGAAAUCUCAUUGAUACACGCCGGAGCUGUGCGAGACAAGCACUUGAAGCGUGUUUAUAAGAUGGGCUCAAAUGCCACUGCCACGCGCAGCUUUGGGAGCGCUGCACUCGCCUUGUGCUAUGUAGCAACGGGUCAAUGUGAUGCCUAUCACGUUGAGGAUCUCAAGCCCUGGGAUAUUGCAGCAGGCGCUGUCAUUCUAACCGAGGCAGGGGGCAACAUUUAUCAUACCAAAGGUGGUAAAUUUGAUGUAAUGAAACCCGAUUUGGUCUGUGCAGCAACAGAGGAGUUGACUAAAGCGGUUAUUCAGUUGAUUGAGGAAGCCAAUCAGAUUACAGAAUAUACAUUCAAGUGAAUUUACUCGGUGCUGACUGAUCUUGUGAUCAAACAUUCAAAAUAAUGGAUCUUUUUGUAAUAAUUAAAAUUGUUAGUAUUGAUUUAAGAGUGCCAUCGAAAAAGUAAUUCCACCUCAAAAACAUUGCGAAAAAUAAUAGAACAAAUAUGGAAAAUAAAUGUACUACUGAAUAUAACAUAAACUCAAUGAGAAAUUAGCGAGUAAUCACAAUAAAUAAAGAGAUUUGAGGAUCA
Messenger RNA from Drosophila albomicans, 1143 nucleotides. RefSeq lists its product as uncharacterized. NCBI's taxonomy places the organism in Eukaryota, Metazoa, Arthropoda, Insecta, Diptera, Drosophilidae. Gene Ontology annotation, molecular function: inositol monophosphate 1-phosphatase activity. The transcript is spliced from 3 exons. Bases 53 to 910 code for a protein of 285 amino acids. The record is from RefSeq and is a predicted model, not a curated record. Gene Ontology annotation, biological process: inositol metabolic process; signal transduction; phosphatidylinositol phosphate biosynthetic process.